Molecule: messenger RNA, 1541 nt
Organism: Suillus paluster
Lineage: Eukaryota; Fungi; Basidiomycota; Agaricomycetes; Boletales; Suillaceae
Product: platelet-activating factor acetylhydrolase
Exons: 6
Coding region: 114-1541 (475 amino acids)
Molecular function (GO): 1-alkyl-2-acetylglycerophosphocholine esterase activity
Source: RefSeq, a predicted model, not a curated record
ACUUACCCCACUUUACCCCAUCCAAGUCAUGAUGCAUGAUGCAUGACCCACUGAGGAUAUCGAUGACAUCGUUUUAAGUUAGCACUGGUACCAAUUUCCUCUCGAAACCCAUCAUGUCUUCCUCACUGGAACAAUCGAGUUCGACACCUUACGUCUCAUCCUAUUCUAAGCGUUCACCCUUGGGUGCACUGUUCUCUAGAACUUUGCCGAGUUACAGUGGUCAAUAUCCAGUAGGAGUUCACGAUGUUGAAUUGUCGAUACCCAAGCAAUCUUUUGGGAACUUCAAGCAUAUAUCUAUGCCAGACGCGGAGGCAGGUCUUACGAUUGACACCGUGAUGUUCACUCUGUUCUACCCUGCAACGUCACCUCAUGACACAAGCCGUCAAGCUGUUUGGUUUCCGAGAUUGCGUCAGACAAUUGAUGGCUUCCUCAAGAUGGCCAAACGCACACCCAACUGUAUUUAUCGAGCAAUAGCGUAUCUAACUGCUGCUGCAGCUAUCUGGGGUACGGCUUUCCCCGCGAUCGAGAAUGCGCCAUUGAUGUCACCACCGCCAUCUGUGAGCAAAUGGCCAGUCAUCAUAUUCAGUCACGGCGUUGGCUGCUCACGCCUGAUGUAUUCCGCUUUUUGUGGUGAGAUGGCCUCGCGUGGCUACGUCGUAGUUGCAAUUGAACACCGAGAUGGUACUGGCCCCAGCUCUCGUAUUACUGCCGAAGGCGGAAUCGAGCGAGACUUUUACUGGCUGGAUUGGUCAGACUUACAGUACGCUAAGCACCUGCAGAUGUCCGUUCUAGUAUUGCUCACACAUACAAGCUGGGUAGAUCUAGAGGAACAACCGAAAAAUGAUACCACACUUCGGCAUGUUCAGCUGGAAGUUCGUAAAGCAGAGUUAGAACACGUUAUCCGGGCCGUCUAUCGCAUUUCUCAAAGUGAACAAGUACCACAGACUCGCUUCUCCAGAGGGGCCUGGGAUUGGACGCCUUGGACUUGCAUAGACCCCUCAAACCCUAUCAUGACUGGACAUUCGUUCGGCGGUAGCUUGGCUUUAGCUGCCGCCGCUUCCGGCAGCUUCCAUUUCUCCCAUGUAAUUGUCUUUGACCCUGCCACACAACGACUUACGCCUUGGAAAGGACAAAUAUCUAGUCCCCUGCUGACCAUCAAUUCAGAAGAGUUCUCACUCGGAGCCGAAUUUACCGUACUGCAGGAGGUCGCCACAACGGCAUCUUCCUGGCACACAUUCCUUUUGCGUACGUAUAAAGACAUCCUGAUGUCGCUGAUCCUGAUUUUCCUUAAAGCUGGUGCGACACACCCGGCAUUCAGUGAUGUGUUUUUGAUCCUUCCGGAUUGCAUCAAUCGGCUUGUAGGACUUGCGGCAGACCCACUACACAUAAUUGGUUUGACAAUCGAUACUGUUGUAAAGUUUCUGGAGAGCGGCACUGAAGAUGCAUGGGAAGAAGUCCGGCGCGUGGACAGCCGUGUCGUGGUGUCUGGAGGGCUUCGCAAUCUUGGAGAAUUAAUCAAGGUCCAACCUACAUCAAGCUAA